UAUUUACAUUUUAAAUAUGAAAACUUAGCACAAAUUCCGUCCAUAAAUCUGGUGGACGGCCGCAAAAUUCCGAUUAUAGGGUUGGGAACGGCAGGUAUAACGGAACAGGAGAUCAUGGAUCGUAUUCUCAACGAUGCCAUCGAUAUUGGUUACCGACAUAUAGACACGGCUUAUGUCUAUCAAAAUGAAGAACUUAUUGGAAAAUCUUUGCGACCAAUGUUUGAGUCAAAUAAGACUAAACGGGAGGAACUGUUCAUCACAAGCAAAGUGUGGAACACGUAUCACAAGAGGUCACAAGUGGUUGAGGCCAUGAAGUUAUCUUUAAAUACAUUAGGCAUUGAGUACUUGGAUCUGGCAUUAGUUCACUGGCCAAUGGCUUUCAGAGGAGGCACUGGUUUACUGCGACAGUUGGAUGAAAAUAAUAAGACACUAAAUAUUGACAUAAGUAUUAUCGAGACGUGGAAAGGGAUGGAGGAUGCCUACAAACUAGGUCUGGCUAAAAGUAUCGGGGUUUCAAAUUUUAAUUCCCAACAAUUGGGUCGAGUAUUAAAGGAGUCAUUUAUAAAACCGACGGUCAAUCAGAUUGAAUUAAAUCCAUAUUUAACACAAGAAAAAUUGGUUGAAUUCUGCAAAAAUAAUAGCAUUGAAGUGGUCGCCUACUGUCCCAUUGGAAGGGCUGAUAAAGAAAUACUGAAUGAUCCGAUUCUAACAGAAAUCGCUGCAAACAAUAACAAGACUGUCCCUCAAGUGAUGCUCCCACAAAUUCCAUCCAUAAAUCUGGUGGACGGCCGCAAAAUCCCAAUUAUAGGGUUGGGUACCUAUGCUCUGACCGAUCAGCAAGAAGUCAUGGACCGUGUUAUUAACGAUGCCUUUGAUAUUGGUUACAGACAUAUAGAUACGGCUUAUGUCUAUGAAAAUGAAGAGCUUAUCGGAAGAACUUUGAAAAAGAUGUUUGAGUCCAAUAAGACUAAACGGGAGGACCUGUUCAUCACAAGCAAAGUGUGGAACACAUAUCACAAAAGGUCACAAGUGGUUGAGGCCAUGAAGUUGUCGUUGAAUAUGUUGGGCAUCGAGUACUUGGAUCUGGCAUUAGUUCACUGGCCGGUGGCCUGGAGAAGUGGCACCGGAUCUCUCAGACCUUUGGAUCAGAAUAAUAAGACACAAAAUGUUGACAUAAGUGUUGUCGAGACGUGGAAAGGGAUGGAAGACGCCUAUAAACUAGGUCUGACCAAAAGUAUCGGGGUUUCAAACUUUAAUUCCGAGCAAUUGGGUCGCGUGUUAAAGGAAUCAUUUAUUAAACCGGCUGUCAAUCAGGUCGAAUUGAAUCCAUAUUUAUCACAAGAAAAAUUGGUUGAAUUCUGCAAAAAUAACAGCAUAGAAGUGGUGGCCUAUAGUCCCAUAGGAAGGGCUGAUAAAGAAAUACUAAACGAACCGAUCCUAACAGAAAUCGCUGCAAACAAUAACAAGACUGUCCCUCAAGUGAUGCUCCUACCAAACAUUGAGUUGGUGGAUGGGAACCGAAUGCCCCAAAUAGGAAUGGGAACUUUUCAGAUGCAAGACCUCCCGGUGCUCGACCAGAGAAUCAAAGAUGCUAUUGAUGUCGGUUACCGACACUUUGAUACGGCCUUUGUCUACCUGAAUGAACGAAUAAUCGGUCGGGCAUUGAGUGAUAUAUUUGCACAAAAUAAGACCAAAAGGUCGGACCUAUUCAUCACGAGUAAAGUCUGGAGUACUUUCCAUAAAAGACAUAGUGUUAUGAAUGCCGUCAAACUAUCGCUCAAUAAUUUAGGAUUAGAUUAUUUAGAUUUACUUUUGGUUCACUGGCCUAUGGCUUACAAAGAGGGCACCGGUAUUCUAAGACCCAACUAUACAUUGGAUGCAACCACUGAUACGGACACCAGUGUUGUGGAGACCUGGAGGGGAAUGGAGGACGUCUACAAAAUGGGAUUAACCCGAAGUAUCGGUCUCUCAAACUUUAAUUCAGAACAAAUUGAUCGCAUUUUAAGGGAAACCCAAUUCAAACCAGCGGUUAACCAGAUAGAAGUGAAUCCUAAUCUAUCGCAGGAAAAACUGGUGAACUUUUGUAAGGCUAGGAAUAUAGCGAUCACAGCUUACAGUCCGUUGGGACGGGCAGACGCCGGUCUCCUCAAUAAUACGGUUCUCAAUGAAAUAGCUGUCAAUCAUAAUAAGUCUGUCGCACAAGUGAUGCUCCGAUGGCUCGUACAGAGAGAUAUCAUUAUUAUACCGAAAACAACGAAACAGGAAAGACUUAUUGAGAACUUCAAUGUAUUUGACUUUCAACUGACGGAUGAAGAGAUGAAAAAGAUAUUUGCUUUGAAUCUGAAUAAAAGAAUAUUCACGAAACCAGAGUCGGCUAACAAUCAGCAAAAGGUGCCAUCACUGCAGUUGACAAAUGGGGUACUUAUGCCCCAAAUAGGGUUGGGUACGUAUAAGAUACAGGACGAGGAGACCGCCAAACGUAUUGUAGAGGAGGCCAUAGAAGUGGGUUAUCGACACAUAGACACCGCAUAUCACUAUCAAAAUGAGAGAUUUAUUGGACAGAAGCUGAAGGAACUGUUCGACAAGAAUGUCAUCAAAAGGGAUGACCUCUUCGUGACGACCAAAGUGUGGAAUACAUUCCACAGGAAGUCGUCUGUGAUUCGUGGUAUCAAUGAGUCGUUGACAGCACUGGGACUCAAACAAUUGGAUUUAGCACUCAUUCACUUCCCGAUGGCAUUCAGGGAAGACACCGGAGAGUACAUCCCAGUGGACAGGAAUGGACUCACUCUGGACCUGGACGUCGAUAUCUAUGAGACUUGGCAAGGAAUGGAGGAUGCCUAUCACGCCAAACUGACCAGGGCUAUCGGUGUGUCCAACUUUAAUAUCUCACAAUUGAGACAUAUUAUCAAGAAUGGUUUUGUGAAACCUCAAGUCAAUCAGGUUGAGAUCCACCCCUACCUAACACAAGAAGCGUUAGUCAACUAUUGUCAUGAGAAUAAUAUAGUGGUCGUGGCCUACAGUCCCAUCGCUAAAGCAAACCAAACACUGUUUAAUGAGCCGGUGCUCAAAGCCAUGGCCACGAAACACGGAAAGACUGUCCCUCAGGUGAUAAUGCGAUGGUUAGUGCAGAGGAAUAUCAUUGUCAUCCCGAAGACCACCAAAAAGGAGAGACUGAUUGAAAACUUUAAUAUUUUUGAUUUUCAAUUGAGUGACGAAGAGAUGAGAACCAUAUUUGCAUUGAAUAAGAAUUAUAGGAUAACUAAGUUUGAAAACGCAAGGAAUAACCCCAACUAUCCUUUUGAACCACCAUUUGCUUCACAAUAAGAGUCAAGAAUAUCAGUAUUAAACCAUUGAAUGGUGUCUGAUGUGUAUAACUUAGU
Oppiella nova is the source of this 3380-nucleotide messenger RNA. Lineage: Eukaryota; Metazoa; Arthropoda; Arachnida; Sarcoptiformes; Oppiidae. The record is from the annotation of a GenBank genome assembly.